AUUUUACGAAACAUGUGUAAACAAAAAGUAGUAAAAUUUGUUUAAAAGUUGUUUAAUUGACUUAAUCCAAUUAAAAUUUUGACUUAUAGGUGUUGGUUUGUGAAAUUAUUCCAUUUUCCAUCUUUAGAAACAUUUUUUGAACAUGGUCAUUGCCAUUGGAUUCGAGGGAAGUGCUAAUAAGCUGGGAAUCGGUAUUAUCAAAGAUGGAGUUGUUUUGUCCAAUCCAAGACACACGUAUAUUACUCCACCAGGCGAAGGAUUUCUUCCCCGAGAUACGGCAAAACAUCACAGAGAGGUAGCCUUGGACAUUUUACAGACAGCUCUGAAAGAAGCAGGCGUCACCCCUGAUCAAAUUGAUGUUGUCUGUUACACGAAAGGUCCGGGUAUGGGUGCACCUUUAAUUUCUACAGCCGUAGUGGCAAGAACAGUGGCUCAACUGUGGAAAAAGCCAAUAGUGGGUGUGAAUCAUUGUAUUGGACAUAUUGAAAUGGGGAGGUUGAUUACUGGAGCUGUGGACCCAGUGGUUUUAUAUGUUAGUGGAGGGAACACCCAGGUUAUUUCUUACUCUCAAAAAUGUUACCGUAUAUUCGGAGAAACAAUUGAUAUUGCUGUUGGCAACUGUUUGGAUAGAUUUGCUCGUGUAUUAAAACUGUCAAAUGAUCCUAGCCCAGGAUAUAAUAUAGAACAAAUGGCUAAAGGUGGCACGAAGUUUUUGGAAUUACCGUACGCAGUGAAAGGAAUGGAUGUGUCGUUUUCUGGAUUAUUAUCAUAUAUUGAGGAACGUGCUCCUCAGUUGAUUAAGAAAGGAGAAUACACGCCAGCUGAUUUAUGUAUGUCACUACAGGAAACAAUUUUUGCUAUGUUAGUUGAAACGACUGAACGAGCCAUGGCUCAUUGUGGAUCGAAAGAAGUUUUGAUAGUUGGUGGUGUGGGUUGUAAUAAACGACUUCAAGAAAUGAUGAAACUAAUGGCAGGUGAAAGAGAUGCUGUACUCUAUGCCACAGACGAACGAUUCUGUAUCGAUAACGGUGCUAUGAUUGCUCAAGCGGGAAUUGAAAUGUUUAAAUGUGGAAUGACCACGCCUCUUGAAGAAGCUUCCUGUACUCAGAGAUAUAGAACUGAUGAAGUUGAGGUGAAAUGGAGAGAUUAAUAUCUAUAGUGAAAUAAUCAAAACUGACAAAUUACUGUCUUUAACCAAUUAAUACAUAUAGAUUUCAACCCGUAACAAUGAAAGGAGAAACAUGUAGAUGAAAUAGACAGAGUUCACAUAAUACAGAGUUUUUCCACAAAUUCAGAUCUAUCAUAAAGUUUUUGAAGUUUUAGGCAACUAUAAAAGUAGAGUAUACAUGUAUUAAUAAAGUCUUACAAAGGACAUUGAAAUAAUGAACAUACUUUUAAAAUAAAUUAUAUUAACUUUUGUUUUCAGUUCAUUUAAAUAUUCAACUGUAAUGCCUUUUACUGGACAAUAAAGUAUCUUUAGCUUGGAACU
Messenger RNA from Lottia gigantea (owl limpet), 1489 nucleotides. RefSeq lists its product as hypothetical. Gene Ontology annotation, cellular component: cytoplasm; EKC/KEOPS complex. Gene Ontology annotation, biological process: tRNA threonylcarbamoyladenosine modification. Bases 143 to 1150 code for a protein of 335 amino acids. Lineage: Eukaryota; Metazoa; Mollusca; Gastropoda; Lottiidae. The transcript has a single exon. The record is from RefSeq and is a predicted model, not a curated record.